AUGCCCGCACACCUGGGCCAUGAGGAGUUCUUCACCUCCCUCACCACCCUCCUAAACACCACAUCUCAGAAAACCCGCGGAUCCGUGUACCUCACGCAGAAGCCCCUCCUCAACACCAACACCACCACCGAGUCAGCGUCGCAACCAUCCAUCCUCAUCCGCGCGACAGACGGCAACACCAACGCCCCGAACCCCAAGACAGCCGAGGCCAAGAAGAAGGUAUCGAAGACGGGAUCGGCAGCAUCGAAGGUGAAGAUCUCGACGGUCGUGAGCCCUGAUGACUUGGAGGCGUUCUAUGCGAGGUAUGCGGAGGUGUGUAAGGCUGGGAUGACGGGGUUGAAGAAGAGGGAUCGGAAGAAGGGUAAGGCGAAGGGGAAGAAGGAGGGGGGAAAGGUUGUUAAGGGGUGA
This is a messenger RNA of Aspergillus tubingensis, 408 nucleotides long. RefSeq names its product signal recognition particle 14 kDa protein. The transcript is spliced from 2 exons. Gene Ontology annotation, cellular component: signal recognition particle, endoplasmic reticulum targeting. Gene Ontology annotation, biological process: SRP-dependent cotranslational protein targeting to membrane. The record is from RefSeq and is a predicted model, not a curated record. Lineage: Eukaryota; Fungi; Ascomycota; Eurotiomycetes; Eurotiales; Aspergillaceae. The coding region runs from base 1 to 408 and encodes 135 amino acids. Gene Ontology annotation, molecular function: endoplasmic reticulum signal sequence receptor activity; 7S RNA binding.